Molecule: messenger RNA, 1341 nt
Organism: Colias croceus (clouded yellow)
Lineage: Eukaryota; Metazoa; Arthropoda; Insecta; Lepidoptera; Pieridae
Product: chymotrypsin-1-like
Exons: 5
Coding region: 146-922 (258 amino acids)
Biological process (GO): proteolysis
Molecular function (GO): serine-type endopeptidase activity
Source: RefSeq, a predicted model, not a curated record
UCCCCGAGUGCCACACGUCGUUUUUUAUAUACCUCUGUUAGACGUUACAGUGUGUAAUGAUCUUUAUUUGGAAAGUAUUUUCUAUAUAUAAAUCGAAAAUAUAUCACUAAUUUAUAAGUACAACAUUAAACAAACUUAUUACAACAUGCUGAAGGAAUACGCGUUUGUAUUACUGUUAGUGGCUUGGAUUGUGCAGGGUUCAUUAGAAGCGUCUAAUCCUGCCACGAGAAUAAUAGGAGGUGAAGACGCGGAAGAAGGUGCUUUUCCGUAUCAAGUAUCCUUAAGGCGAACUCCUGAUCUCUCCGAACACCAAUGUGGUGGAACACUUAUCAGACCGACAUUCGUGCUCACAGCUGCCCAUUGCACAUACGGACUACCAGCUAAUCGGGUACGAGUGGUCGUAGGUACCAACACAAUAUCAUCAGGUGGUACGAUGUAUACCGUUACUAAAAUUAUAAACCAUGAGAAUUAUAAUAGAAGGACUGUACUGAACGAUAUUUCGCUCAUCCAAACAACUGAAAUAAGCUUCAACUCCAAAGUAGCUCCUUUACCUUUGACGAAUGAGCCUACUCCAGAUGGAACUCGGAGCGUAUUAACAGGAUGGGGUUGGACAAAGCCAAAUCGAAGCGGGAAAACUGAUAAACUGCAAGUUCUUUAUGUAAAUACCUUUCCGAUACAAGAAUGCAUAGAUAUUUUAAAGAAAGCUUUUCCAAGACAGCCAGUAACAACAAAUCACGUUUGCGCUUUCGAUAAAAACGGAACAGGUGCAUGUUUAUAUGAUUCUGGUGGUCCAUUGGCAGCUGGUGACGAGCUGAUCGGCAUCGUAUCCUGGGGAUAUCCAUGUGGAGGGGGAAACCCAGAUGUAUACACAAGCGUAUACAAGUAUCUUGCCUGGAUAUUAAAUCACAUUGAUUCAGCAUAGUGGAGACCUUUUUGACGAGGGCGUUACUAUGGUGUCCUAAAGCAUUAUAAGAGCUAGCGCGCAAGAGCAACUUUUGUCUCCACAACUAUUUUUUCUCUCCCAUCAACUCUAUUGGCUAGUAAGAAAGUGCGCGAACGUAGCGAUGCAACUCCCGGGAGACUUUUUUACUAUCCCAUAGAGUUGAUGGGAGACUGGGAGAGACAAAACAGUUGCGGAGACAAAAGUUGCUCUUGCGCGCUAGCUCUUAAUUCCAGGGCCAUCAUAUUCCCACACUAGAAAUAAUACUACUUUAAUAUAUUAUGGUAACCUCCCUGAAUUGCGAGUGGCUGAGGCAUCAGCUCGUCACGCCCAAUUAUUUGUAGUUAAGAAAAAUCCAUAUCUGUGUGCAUGUAUCUAAAGAAAAUAAACGUUUAUUUUAA